Molecule: messenger RNA, 2202 nt
Organism: Torulaspora delbrueckii
Lineage: Eukaryota; Fungi; Ascomycota; Saccharomycetes; Saccharomycetales; Saccharomycetaceae
Gene: KIP3
Product: tubulin-dependent ATPase KIP3
Exons: 1
Coding region: 1-2202 (733 amino acids)
Biological process (GO): microtubule-based movement; mitotic spindle organization
Molecular function (GO): microtubule motor activity; microtubule binding; ATP binding
Source: RefSeq, a predicted model, not a curated record
AUGAUGAGGAAGUCUCGACAGUCGUCUAUAGUGGUGGCCGUGAGGGUGCGGCCUUUUUCCCCAGAAGAAAAGGCUUUCUUGGUAUCUGAGAAAGGUUCAGACAAGAGGUAUUCAUUGAAUAUGGGGGAUUCGAAUCUGGUUGUUCCUAGAAGUAGUUUGGGGCCCGAUGAGGACGAGUCUGGAAAGCAGGCGGCUAGGCCACCCGCUAUGGUGAGACCUCGUGGAAUACGGAAGGUGGUAGAGUGUGUUGAUUCGAAGAUGUUGGUGUUUGAUCCUGCAGAGACUAAUCCUUUAAAUUCAAUGAGUGAAACUGUACUCAACUCGAUCUAUGCCGGUAGGAGAGGUAGUAGAAGACGUCUACGAAGAAAUGGUGGAGAGAUCAAGUUUGUGUUUGACAAAUUAUUCGAUGAAAAUGCGACCCAGGAAGAAGUGUAUUCUGGGACUACUAGCGAGCUUUUAGAUGCUGUGCUAGAUGGAUUUAACGGAACUGUGUUUGCGUAUGGCGCCACUGGGUGUGGAAAGACUUAUACGGUGAGUGGGACACCGGAACGGCCUGGGGUCAUCUUCUUGGCAAUGCAGGAGCUGUUCGCCAGAAUGGAAGAACUGGAGGAUACAAGGAAGUUUGAGAUCUCGGUGUCAUAUUUGGAGAUUUACAACGAAACCAUACGUGAUUUGCUGAGUCCCGAAAUGUCCCCCAAGAAACUGGUAAUACGAGAGGAUAGUGAGAAUAGGAUUAGUGUGGCUAAUUUGUCACAUCAUAGGCCCAAGACCGUGGAGGAUGUGAUGGAUUUGGUUGUUUUGGGAAACACGAAUAGGACUACAUCGGCUACGGAUGCGAACGAGACUUCUUCGAGGUCGCAUGCUGUUUUGCAAAUCAAUAUAGUGCAGAGCAGUCGAACCGCAGAGAUUACCUCGGACCACACAUUUGCUAAACUCUCAAUCAUUGAUUUGGCAGGUAGCGAACGAGCUGCAUCGACCAAGAACCGUGGUGAGCGGCUGCAAGAGGGUGCUAACAUCAAUAGAUCUUUAUUGGCGCUUGGUAACUGUAUCAAUGCAUUGUGUAUCAGUGAUGGAACACGCAGGACGUGUCAUGUUCCAUAUAGGGACUCAAAACUUACUAGGUUGUUGAAAUUCUCGCUGGGAGGUAAUUGCAAGACCGUUAUGAUCGUUUGUGUGUCACCGAGCAGUACGCAUUACGAUGAAACCUUAAACACCUUGAAAUAUGCUAAUCGAGCAAAGGAGAUAAAGACCAAAGUGGUCAGGAACCAGCAAUCCCUCGAUAGGCAUAUCAGUUCUUAUUUAAAGAUGAUCGAAGAGCAAAGACAAGAGAUUGAUGAACUACGCAAAAGAGAAACAACUAUGAUCGACCUGCGGCUCAAAAGGUACAAGUUAACUCAGGAGAAGGUACAAAUGGCAAUUGAUGAUUGCAUGAAUAGUCUUCAGGAUACUUAUGACCGGAUUCCCAAUUACCAAAAUGCCAAAGUGGUCAAAUCAUUGAUCUUGUGUAAACGGCGGUUCCUACAAAUGGUCCAGUUAGAAGUGAACAAUGUGAUAGCCAUUGCGCAGAACUGGACAAAUAUCGAAAUAGUAAACAGUUGUUCACUAGUGGCAGACCAACUGACCAACAAGAUCCGCGAACUGGAGAUCAAGUUCGACUCUACUCAUGAUGAACUCGAGCAAGCCAUAGACCACGCACGCACCAUUACACUCCCUCGACUACGAGAGAUGGAGAACUGGAACGAGACACGAGACCACCCUUAUUUCGAAGCAAGACUUACACAAAUCGCCGACUCUCUGAGAAACGAAAUCCUAGUCAAUGGAUCAACAAUGGUUGAAAAACUAUUACAAGAUCCAACACUACUGAGCAGAACUAAAUUCUUAUCAAACAGUCUAGUAAACGAUACGAGCGUACAAACUGCUAUCGAGGAUCUAGCUCACAUAGAUCAAGAGUUUGAGCAGUUUGGACAACUAUUCUUUGCACACAGAACAACAACGGACCUCAGCGUACUACGACCCAAGGUGACUAAAACAGUCCGUUGGCUUAACGUACCGCAGCAGGAAGAAGACGAGGAGCAAGACGAUAAUCAUCCCACGGACAUCGACAUCAGCAUGCAGGACAUCGCUCAGCCGUCAACGACCGCUGCAACGACCAGAAACUCGUUGCUCAACCACAAACUACUCUCGCACCCGUCAUCUGACUAG